UUUGCAAAGUUCUGGACCUCCUCAAAUCUUUCUCUUACUGUUUCUGUUUUGUUCUCUCUUGCAGACGGUGUGUAAGACGCCGCAGUGCAAUUAUUCGGGUCUACAUGCUCAUCAUCCGCGGGACUGCCUCUUCUACCUUAGAGACUGGGAGCCGACCAGACUACAGGCCCUGCUGCAGAGAAGUGGCGUGGAGUUCAACACAGAUCCGUCUGAUGGAACUCAGACUGAUGCUUGUUGUGUGAUGGAGCAGAAAGAUGAAGCUGGUCAGCAAAUUGAUUCCCCGUGUGGCCUUCAGACAGAGCCGGGACAAGCUGGACUCUGCGAGUGAGUCUCUGACUGAGAAUUGUAUCGAUGAAAAAGUACCUAUGAAUAUUUUAGUUAAAGAAUAGUAUGUAAGCAACGCUGUC
This is a messenger RNA of Plectropomus leopardus (leopard coralgrouper), 407 nucleotides long. NCBI's taxonomy places the organism in Eukaryota, Metazoa, Chordata, Actinopteri, Perciformes, Serranidae. The record is from RefSeq and is a predicted model, not a curated record.